GCCGAUCCCUGGGGUUUUGCCGUGCUUUGGACGGCCCAGGCACUCAGAGUCAACCCACGCAAGAAGGGCUCCUGCAUCUUCGUCUGCUGCCACGGCAUCUCUCUCUUGCGCACCUACCAUGAACGGCACGGCCAACGGGACGACCAAUGGUUGCUGCCACGGCGGCCCAGGGUACGCCAGCCCCCUGGAGGCCAUGCGCCAGGGACCGCGUGAGUCGAUAGUGUACGUGACCUGCAUCAUGAAGCAGCAAGGCAAACCCGACUACCUCGCCACCGUCGACGUAGACCCCAACUCACACACAUACUCACAGGUCGGUACUGUACAGGGCUGCCUCUCACACAGCUCUAGGCAGCUGUGUGCUGUGUAUUGUGUGUGCAUGUCUGUCUGUCUGUCUGUCUGUCUGUGCAGGUGAUAUCCCGUGUGGUGAUGCCCGAGGUGGGCGAUGAGCUGCAUCACUCGGGCUGGAACGCAUGCUCGUCGUGCCACGGGGACAGCAGCAAGAAGCGCAACAGGCUGAUCCUCCCAGCCCUGGGCUCGGGCAAUAUCAUCAUUGUCGACACCACCAACGAGAGGGACCCCAAAAUACAUAAAAUCGUCUCAGGCGAGGUGCGUGCAUGGGCAUGGCCCGGCAAAACCGGCAACAAUGGUCGACACAAGCAUGCGCAAGCGUCAUUUAUGACGGUCGUUUGUGUGUGUGUGUGUGUGUGUGUUGUACGGCCUGCCCUGCCUACCUGGGUGUGUGUUGGCUGCAGGAGAUAGCCAAGAAGGUCGGCCACCGCAACCCCCACACGACUCACUGCCUGGGUAGCGGCGAGGUCAUGAUCUCCGUCAUGGGCGACGUGGACCACAACGCUAAGGGAGGUACGACGAUGCGAUGCCCGAGAAUCAAUCGACCAUGUGUCCAUUCACCUACGCGUCACAUACAUCUGUCUUGUCUGUCUGUCCCUCAGGGUUCAUCCUCCUUGACGGCGAGACGUUCGAUCUCAAGGGCACCUGGUCCAAAGACACCUCCUCCUUUGGAUAUGACUUCUGGUCAGUCACCAACCAAUCGAUGGAGGAAGGAAUGGGCCAGCCAGGCGUAUGGGUGCAGUGCAUGUGUUGUGUGUGUGUGCAUGUGCUGUGUGUGUGAAGGUACCAACCGAGGCACAAUGUGAUGAUCUCCACUGAAUGGGGUACAGUACACAGUAUUCACGUACACUGAGUGCUGUCCUCGGUGACGACAAGAGGCAUUCAUUCACUGAUCGAUCCUUCCGUAUGUGUGCUGUGCAUCGAUCGCAUCCAUCCAUCCACCCACCAGGUUCCCCGAAUGCGUUCCUGAAGGGCUUCGACCCCGCCGACUGUGAGAAGGGCCUCUACGGCAGCUCCAUCCACAUAUGGGACUGGACCAACAAAAGGUAGGUACUCCCUAAACGCCACGGUGAACACGCCCACGACGCGGACGGACCACUUAAUGAAUGCAUCGUUUGUCUGUCUGCCUGUCCGUGUGUGUGUCAGGCUGGUUGCGUCGAUCGAGUUGGGUGCUGAGGGCAUGAUCCCCCUGGAGAUCCGCUUCCUGCACGACCCCGCCAGCACCGAGUGCCUCUUCGUCGCAGCACUGUCCUCCAACGUCUUCAGGUGACUGACUGACCAAGUUAGCGAGCUGCAUUGAUGCUAGCUAGUGUGAUGGGCUGUGUCGGUUGGUGUGGUGUGACUUGGUCAGGGUGCACAAGUCGGCGGAGGGCAAAUGGGUGGCUGACAAGGUGAUCGACGUCCCUAGCAAAAAGGUGGACGGCUGGGCCCUUCCGGAGAUGCCUUCACUCAUGACUGACUGCCUCAUCAGGUAGGGAGGGGAGGUCCACAAACCCAUCCAUCACAACACACAAGAGCCAUGAGCUCCAUCGUCUGACGUGUCAUGUGCUGUGUGUUGUGUAUGGCGUGGGCAGUCUUGACGACAGGUUCUUCUACGUGUCCAACUGGCUGCACGGUGACAUCCGGCAGUACGACAUCACGGACAUCAGCAGCCCCAGGCUGGUGGGCCAGGUGUUCAUCUCGGGCAGCAUCGUCAAGGGCGGGGCCGUUGCCGUCACCGAGGACCCCGAGCUGGACAGCCAGCCGGAGCCGCUGUACGUCAAAGGCAAGAGGAUCUACGGAGGGCCGCAGAUGAUACAACUGUCGCUCGGUGAGCGAGAGAGAAACAGACUGCCUGUACUGCCUGGGGUCACUCAUUCAUUUUAUCGUUCACAUGCAUUGAAUAUAUUCGAUGUGUGUGCGCUCGUGUGGUUUGCAGAUGGGAAGCGUCUGUACGUGACGACCAGUCUGUUCAGCGUGUGGGACAAACAGUUCUAUCCCGACAUGGUCGACAAAGGUCAGUCAGUGGCGAACCAUAACAGACAUACACACGUACAUACGGCCUGCCGGCCUCACCGGGUGGGGUGUCUCCGGGUGUGGUGUGUCUCUCCGUGCUGUCUUCAGGGUCAGUGAUGCUGCAAGUUGACGUCGACAACGACAAGGGCGGCCUCACCAUCAACCAGAACUUCCUCGUCGACUUCGGUAGGUAUACACACGCGAGCUCAAUCGUCCACAGGAUGAAGAUAGACAGAUGUGCAUUUAAUACGUGUGUGCGUGUGUGUGUGUGUGCAUUGCAGGUGCCGAACCGUUCGGUCCUGCGUUAGCACACGAGGUGCGGUAUCCUGGUGGCGACUGCACGUCAGACAUAUGGCUGUAGACACGACAGACAAUGCGGCAGAGGGGGGCGGGGCCAUGGGAGAGGAGGGGAGAGGUACUGGCUGCAGUCUGUAUGUACAUGCUGGAAUGAAUGGAUGAAUGGCACUCUGUCUGUCUGUCUGUCUGUCUGUCUAUCUGUCUGUAUGUCUGUACAAAGGAGAGAGAGGUGUGUCGUGUCGCGGUUUCAUGGACAGAAAUGCAUUCAUUCACCCCACUGCCCUCUGUAUGUAUGUACCACAUGCGCUGGCCCUCUGUCUGUCCGUCUGUCUGUCUGUCUGUCUUCCUUCCGUCCAUCCGUCCAUCUAUCCAUUCACAUCUAUCCCCCUCCCUCAUCCAUUGCAUGCUGCUCUGCUUGGUGCGUCCAUAUGUUUCGUACACGUAUGCUAUGCACUAACUGCACGUGUCUCUCUAUGCAGUAUUCGGG
Molecule: messenger RNA, 3127 nt
Organism: Vitrella brassicaformis
Lineage: Eukaryota; Vitrellaceae
Source: the annotation of a GenBank genome assembly